Molecule: messenger RNA, 393 nt
Organism: Capsicum annuum
Lineage: Eukaryota; Viridiplantae; Streptophyta; Magnoliopsida; Solanales; Solanaceae
Exons: 2
Coding region: 1-393 (130 amino acids)
Source: RefSeq, a predicted model, not a curated record
AUGGCUCUAUUUGAAGCUCUGUAUGGGAGGCGAUGUAGGUCACCUAUUGGUUGGUUUGAAGUAGGCGAGACACAGGUAGCCUAUGAGCUAGAAUCACCUCCAGAGUUAGCUGUAGUGCAUCCUGUCUUUCAUGUGUCUAUGUUAUGUAAAUGCUUAGGAGAACCUUUGCGUGUCAUUCCUAUAGAGGGUAUUGAGAUUGUUGGAGACCUAUCAUUUGAGGAAGUCCCCGUGGCUAUAUUGGAUCGGCAGGUCAGAAAGUUAAGAUCUAGAAAUAUAGCUUCGGUAAAGGUGUUGUGGAGGAACCAGAACACAGAAGAAACCACUUGGGAAGCAGAAGAGGAUGUGAAAACUAAAUACCCUUAUUUAUUUCAAAAACUAUCAGGAGGUUCUUAA